Messenger RNA from Chenopodium quinoa (quinoa), 618 nucleotides. RefSeq lists its product as uncharacterized. Lineage: Eukaryota; Viridiplantae; Streptophyta; Magnoliopsida; Caryophyllales; Amaranthaceae. The transcript has a single exon. The coding region runs from base 1 to 618 and encodes 205 amino acids. The record is from RefSeq and is a predicted model, not a curated record.
AUGAAGAACUUACACAUAAGUCUCCCUUUCAUCGAGGUUGUUACCCAAAUGCCUUCCUACUCAAAAUUUCUCAAGGACUUCUUAACCAAUAAGAGGAAGUUCAAUGACAAGCUCAUUAUCCUCCGUCAUCAAGUUAGUGCACUCGUUCAACAUAAGAUGCUAAAGAAAGAGAAGGACCUGAGAAGCUUUACUUUACCGGUCAAGAUUGGUAAAAUGGAACCUAGGGGUGCCUUGGCGGAUUUAGGAGAGAAUGUUAGCUUAAUUUACCUCUCUAUUGCACAAAAGCUCAACAUUGAAAUGAUUCCCACAAGAAAAACAAUUCAACUAGCUGACCGCUCGGUCAAACUUUCAUGUGGUGAGCUUGAAGAUGUUCCUAUUAAAGUUGGGUAUAUCUAUGUGCCAUGUGAUUUUGUAGUGAUCUAUAUGGAGGAAGAUGUUGAUACUCCAUUGAUCUUGGGUCAUGAAGCUCUCAAAACCUUGGGGCGGUCAUCAAUUUCAAGAACAACACCAUUACAUGUGAGGUGGCCGAUGAGAAGAUUGUCUUUGAGUUAUCCAAGUUACUUAAGACCCCCAUGGUUGAGAAAUGAUACCGAUUCGAUGUUGUUAAUGAGGAGUUAG